AGCAGCGUUUAUAAGCCCAAACCCUAACCCACCAUUCCCACACUCGCCUCGACGCUUCCAUUUGAGCCCAACCGAAUCAAAGAAGAAGCGGCCGCCGCCCCUCUUUCUCAGCUUGCAUACGGAAAAUGGUGAGAGUCAGUGUGUUGAACGAUGCUCUAAAGAGUAUGUACAAUGCCGAAAAGAUCGGAAAACGACAGGUCAUGAUCAGGCCUUCUUCAAAAGUGAUUAUCAAGUUUCUUAUGGUCAUGCAGAAGCACGGAUACAUUGGAGAAUUUGAAUAUGUUGACGACCACAGAUCUGGAAAAAUCGUGGUUGAACUAAACGGGCGAUUGAACAAAUGUGGUGUUAUCAGCCCUCGAUUUGAUGUUGGUGUUAAGGAUAUCGAGCCUUGGACUGCAAGACUUCUCCCAUCGAGACAGUUUGGAUAUAUUGUGCUAACAACUUCGGCUGGAAUCAUGGAUCACGAAGAAGCACGUAGGAAAAGUGUUGGUGGUAAAGUACUUGGUUUCUUUUACUGAAGUUGUGGUUUGGCUCUUUGUUGGAACAGAGUAUUUGCGAUGGCAAUUUUUUUUUUGGAAGUUUUUUAAUGAAAUCAAAUAUUAAAUUUCGAGGUUUUAGAAAUUCUAGAGACGAUUUUGUUACCUUGGUGAUAUAAAUUGCCUUUUGAUUUUAUGUGUUGUUGAGAACUAAUUUGUUGGUUUUAAUUAUCGGAACAAUCAGAUUUUUCUGAAGCAAUUUGUUUUGGCUUGUUUG
This is a messenger RNA of Erythranthe guttata (spotted monkey flower), 753 nucleotides long. Its product is annotated as small ribosomal subunit protein uS8. The record is from RefSeq and is a predicted model, not a curated record. Gene Ontology annotation, biological process: translation. Lineage: Eukaryota; Viridiplantae; Streptophyta; Magnoliopsida; Lamiales; Phrymaceae. Gene Ontology annotation, cellular component: ribosome. Gene Ontology annotation, molecular function: structural constituent of ribosome.